CUCUAGUGACACCAGUGAUACAGCUUUUACAAACUCAAAAACUUGUUGCGUGUCAGACCGAAUCAAAUUUAUUUUGCAGACGCAUAGUGAACUACCAAAUCGUGUGCAAUGCAGACUGACGGGACAAUUUUAGAGUUGCGAGCUCGGCUUGCAGAAGCUAAGACGCGUGGGGACAAUUUUUGUCUGAUAAAUCGUGAGCUGAAACAAGAUUUGACUGAACGGGCGAAUUACAUCAAAUCGUUGGAAUCCGACGAAAAAAGAAUGGAAAAACAGCUGGAGUUGGCUGACGAGAAAUAUCGAGUGCUGUGGGCUGAGUUGUCUGAAGUAAAAUUGACACUUCAAGGGAAAGAGCACCAAGUGGAUCAUCUGAACAGUGAAGUUGGGAGUUUGACGACGCAUUUGACUUUAUUGAAGGAUUCAAAAGAGGAACAGGAUGUUGAAGUCAGCAUGCUAAAGACCGCAUUGGAACAAUACAAAAUGAAAAUGGAAGAAAAAGAAUCGAAGAUCUCUCACCUGAAUCUAAAAAACCAAAUUCUGAAAAAUCAACUGAAGGCUAAGACACAACGAUUUCGCGAAACAUUAGAGAAUGAAAAUCUGAUCAAACAAUUAAAGGAGAAGCUUGAGAGUUAUCUCCUUCAAAAAAAUCAUUUUUUGCAAAAUUUGUGGUACUGCGAAGAUUGUUAUUCCAGUCAACGGAAGCUGGAGGAACUUGAGCGCAUUCGACGAGACCACAAUCAAAUGCAAGAGGAAAACAGAGAGCUAACCGAACGGUUGUUGUUUUGUGAAGAAGAGAACAACCAUCUCAAAAACAAAAUAAUGAGAGAAGGGGCCGACUACGCAAAGAAACUUGGAAUGCUUCAAAACGAGAUUGAACGUGAAGUGUUGACUAACUGUAAUCCAGUAUCGCAAAAGAGACCAAGAGAAUUUGCUGAAGGAAGCGCCGACUCAAAUAUACCAGUUCGAGAUUUAGGAAACGAUCGACCGUCAGCGACUACGAGUGAAAGUGGAUCGUCUGUCUUUCGAACAGUUACUCCUGUUGCUGACAUACACCCUGAGCCGGGUACGUCUGACAGUUCACAUAGUAAGAAACCACGUUUAGCCAAACAGAAAAAAAAUGUGACAAAGAAAUCGGCUGAAGGUGUGGCAACAUCAGCAUUUCGUACUCCUAAUCCAUUGAAAAAAUUACGAUCCGACCAGGUGUCAACUCCAUCAGUACCGUCUCGAGUCACCACACGGUCAGCCGUUAGGAAUGAUGUCAACGAUGCUGAUCCUAUCAAUAUUGUAGAUAAAGAGAACAAUGAGAAUGACGAGAAGGAUACUGCCACAGGACAUAGAAACGAUAUGUCACAUGAUGACUCUGUAGUGAUUCCAAAUUCCAAGGGUGAAAAAACGAUCAUUGGUGAAAGACUGGUCGUCCUCGAGCAGAUUGAAAGCCGAAGAAACUCUGCUGAAAUUGAAACAAACCCUGACAAACCUGAUUCCGAACCGAUUUUAGUUGAUGACGACUCUGUCGCUGAUAAAGAAAAUGAAGAUGGCAGAUCGGAAAACAGCGAGAACGAAUCACUGAGCGACGAUUUCCUGAAACCAUUAGAACAAUAUGUCACUCAGAAUCAGACAUCAAAGCCAGUAGGUAAGAAAAUUUUUCGAUAAGAAAAACGUUUGCUCUCA
This is a messenger RNA of Bradysia coprophila, 1668 nucleotides long. RefSeq lists its product as uncharacterized. NCBI's taxonomy places the organism in Eukaryota, Metazoa, Arthropoda, Insecta, Diptera, Sciaridae. The record is from RefSeq and is a predicted model, not a curated record.